Canis lupus familiaris (dog) is the source of this 3717-nucleotide messenger RNA. RefSeq names its product family with sequence similarity 163 member A (gene FAM163A). The coding region runs from base 418 to 909 and encodes 163 amino acids. The transcript has 6 exons. Lineage: Eukaryota; Metazoa; Chordata; Mammalia; Carnivora; Canidae. The record is from RefSeq and is a predicted model, not a curated record.
UGCCUUGGCUUCGCCCUCGGUCGAGCAGCCUGUCUGGCGGGGAUUCUCCCGGACUGGGGCGGCGCCAAUCAGGUGGCUCGGUACCUGCCCCCGCCCGGGCCACCUGGCGGGGCCAUGAGGCUCUCGGCUCGGUGCGGGGCCAGUGCUCGGAGCGCCGGGGGACGCCGAGGAGCCUCGCGCGGGCAGCCCCGGGCCGGGGCGCUCGGAAGGACGCGGGAGUAGCCGCCGGCGCGGAGCUGCUCGGCCGCGGUAACGGGAAUUGAUGCCCUUGGCCAUGACGCACCCCCAACCUCUGUCUGCUCAGGCACAGCCUGCGUGACCGAGCCUUCGCUAUCUCACCCCCUGGUCUGUGUGUCUUACGCCAUAUCAUAAGGUCACCGUUCCCUUUCCUGAACAGUUUGAUGGGGCAUCGGGCGGAUGACAGCGGGAACAGUUGUCAUCACUGGCGGAAUCCUAGCUACGGUCAUCCUCCUCUGCAUCAUCGCGGUCCUGUGCUACUGUAGGCUCCAGUAUUACUGCUGCAAGAAGAGCAGAGCCGAAGAUGCAGACGAGGAGGAGGAGGAGCACGACCUGCCCGCACACCCCACCUGUAAUGCCUGCAGCUCCCGAGCCCCGGACGGCCGCGUUGGCCUGGCGCCUCUCACCAGCGAGCCCUGCGGCCAGCCGUGCGGGGUGGCGGCCGCCCACUGCACCACCUGCUCCCCGUACAGCUCCCCCUUUUACAUACGGACGGCUGACAUGGUACCCAACGGGGGUGGAGGCGAGAGGCUCCCCUUCGCUCCUGCCUACUACAAGGAAGGGGGACCGCCACCCUUCAAGUUGGCAGCGCCCCAGAGUUACCCGGUGACGUGGCCGGGCUCUGGGCGCGAGGCCUUCACCAAUCCAAGGGCUAUUAGUACAGACGUGUGACCCCCUCCCCGGCCCCUCCACAGACCGACAGGAGCAGUGCGGGCAGCAGGUGACCCGUCCAACAGCCCACGAGGACUGCCAGGAUUUGGGGUUUUGCGUUUGUUUGUUUGUUUUGGCUUUUCUUGCCCCACAGGGGAAUUCAAGCUGCCGAGUGCGAGUGCGUGGAGAACCAGAGCAGGGCCCGGCCCCGUGGCCCGAGUGCCGGGGCGCUGGCAGGAUGCCCGGGCAGCGGCACCUGUUUCUGGGCUGGGACGUUCGUUCCUCCGCAGGCUCCAGCCCCGCCACCGCAAGUCCUCUUGGUUCCCUUGCCCCCCACCCCAGCGCCCCAGCGUCGCCGGCCUGUGAGAGGAGGGACAUCAGGGAAAGCUAAGCAAAGGCGCUGGAGGCCCCCAGACUCCGUGGGGGAUGGAAGAAGGAUAGAGACCUAGGGCGAGGGGAGAGGUGAGAAGCAAGGCACUGCAGAGCCUGAGAAGGGAGAGGAAGGUGUCAAGGGGACCUCUUCGGGACCUGCUUGCUAGAACGAAUCCCAGUUCACAAUCCAGCUUGGUAUUUGGUUAUCAUGGGGACAGCAGUCCCUGUAGCUGCUCCCAUGGGGAUGUUGAUUCUGGAACACACUACAUUCCCCUUCCUCGUGGGACACAGUGAGUGGACUUGGGAGGCAGUGACAUAAGGUUAUUUGUGGGGAAUGCACUGAAAAGUGAUGCCCAGCCUUGUCUCCCCCUGCCCCCCCGCCCCAAAUCCUCUUUCUCUGCUUCUGGGACCAGCUGCCUCUGCUAGAGAACCUGGUUCAAGUUAUGUUACUGAGUUUGAGCAGCUCAGCAAACAAGAUCUUCUUGCUGAUGGUCUCUGGGGCCCCGGUCUGCCACCCUGAGCGGCGCGUGUGGGAGCAGUGCUGUGAGGGGGUGUGUGUUCUCAGGGGUGCACACACCUGUCACCACCCACACGCAUCACACACCAGGGGCUUUGCCAGCUUUGGGAGCUGCAGAGUGGAAGAGUCUCUGAUGUAUCAACUAGAAAGGAAAACCCGACCUUCAGACAGCAUGAGUGAAAGGUGAUUAAGGUGGCUCAUCCCAUGGCAACCAGCCGGCUGGUACGGGAAAGCCUGCAGAGUCUCCCAGGGGUCGAUGCUAUAGCACUGAAGCCAUGUACGCCCCUUUAGAGGCCCAGCGUCCCACUCGGGCAGCCAGCCAUGUCCUCACAGAGCUGGACAACUUCAUUCCACCAGGGUCAGCAGCCCCCACUCCUGGAUUCCAUGCUUGCUGCCCUCCCUCCGCUGCACCCCCCAAAACCCCAGGCUCCAGCGAGGGCCUGUUAAUUGCCCGAGCCCAGCCCUCACUUCCCACUUAGAACUCCGCUGUGGCCUGAUGCCAUUUGAGGGAAUGCACCUGAUGAAUUUUCCAGUUGCUUCUACAGUAAGGGGUGGCUGCUCCCCUUUCUGACGGCAUGCCCAACCCCCACCACUUCUGGGUCACAGCCUCUGCAGAUGGCGGGCAGGGAAAGAGCUAGCCCCUGCGCUGAAAUCAUGACUUCGCGUUGGAGAAGGGCCAGGUGCAGCCGGCAGAGAGGGGAGGAGGGAGAGAAUUCACCACACCUUGUUUCAUUGGGCACUUGUCACCUUGCAUCUCAUCUGUGAUCAGGGCACACCGGGUUAAGAAUCAGAGGACCUGGGCUCUGGUCACACUGAGGUCACUCAUUAGCUCUAGGACUGGUCAUUUAACUUCUCUGAGACCCCAUUUUCUCCAGGCAAAUGAGACCUGCCACCUGCCCAGACAGACCCUAGGAGACCAUUAGUGCUCCACACAGCCAGGACUUCCUGAAAAUAUUUGCCAGCCGUGCUCCUUUCCCUUGCCCCGAUCCUGGCAGGGGCUAGAUGCACUUGCCAAUUGCCUGAUCCAGCGUGCAGGAAUGUGUGUUGAGGGCUGAAUGACCACCGUGAAAUACAGGGUUAGCAGGCAAAAUGAUUUUUAUUGUCAGUGAAAAGCAAACACUGGUUCUCCUCCUGGGUGAUCUCAAAUGGUAGCAUUUCCUCGUACCAGGAGGCAGCUCCAGGCAGGGGGUAAUGAGAUCUGUCUCCUGAUCCAGGGAGACCAGUUUAGGACAGCAACUUUAACAUCCCCCAUCCCAUCAUCAGUCCUUAUUGGGCCAAGCGCACCCCCUAGACAUGAGCUGCUGGGUCUGGCAGCCACGGUGGCCUCCUGAUGAACAGCCCCAGUGCCUUGCUGCCCGGGAAUUCCACAGCAAAGGCUGUUGUUCCUCACCAAGACAUAAUGUCCUUGUUCCUCCUGCCUUUGCAGAAAUCAAGACGGCCCAGUCAACUAUCACCUGCUUCUUUCUUGCUCUGAUCUAUUGGGGUCCCUUAGCGAAAGGCAUCUUAGUCCCCUCUCCUCCUGUAGCUUUCCUAGCCUAGAUCUUGUCAAUCUACACAUCGAGAUCUGGGUUUGGGGCACUGGAGAGAUGAUGGGCCAUGGCUCUCCCCUACACACCCCCAUGGUGUGUAGGGCACAGUCUCCAGAUUGCCUGUCCGCCUCCCUGUCGCUGUGAGGGCCUUACCUACGGAAGAGGGAGCUCACCCAUUCAACUGCGCUGCACUUUUUAGCUGUGGAGUCUGUACUGUGGGACACCCUGGACACUUUUCAAAUUGCACCCUCACAGGAGGAAGAGGAGAGGCUGGGAACACCCUGUCCUCCGCCAAUUCGUCUCCACCUCCACUUCACUGCUCCUGCUAACCGAUGUCCUGUCCUGCAUCUUUGAUAACUGGGAGUCACAACCAAGUGAAUGUCAAAAUAAAUGAGGAAUUUGAAAUAGAAA